Molecule: messenger RNA, 857 nt
Organism: Ficedula albicollis (Collared flycatcher)
Lineage: Eukaryota; Metazoa; Chordata; Aves; Passeriformes; Muscicapidae
Gene: PGPEP1
Product: pyroglutamyl-peptidase I
Exons: 6
Coding region: 1-756 (251 amino acids)
Biological process (GO): proteolysis
Cellular component (GO): cytosol
Molecular function (GO): pyroglutamyl-peptidase activity
Source: RefSeq, a predicted model, not a curated record
AUGAGGAGUCUGGGGGAGAGGGGUAAUUCUGGGGACGCCUUCAUCACAUGGCAGUGGGGGAUCCCUUCCCCGAGAUUAUGGGGGGAUAACCCCAGAAGCGCCUGGGGGAAGAAUGAGCGCAGGCAGCGAGAGGCCCCGGCGCUGUCAGCCCCUUCCCGGGGGUUUGGGCCGUUCGGAGAACACGCUGUGAACGCCAGCUGGAUUGCAGUGCAGGAGCUGGAGAAGCUGGGGCUGGGGGAUGACGUGGAUCUGCACGUCUAUGAGGUCCCUGUUGAGUACCAGACCGUGCAGAGACUCAUCCCUGCCUUGUGGAAGAAGCACAGUCCCCAACUUGUGGUUCACGUGGGAGUGUCGGGCAUGGCCACCACCGUCACCCUGGAGAAGUGUGGCCACAACGUGGGCUACAAGGGGCUGGACAACUGUCGCUUCUGCCCGGGCUCGCAGUGCUGCGUGGAGGGCGGCCCCGAGUGCAUCGACUCCAUCAUCGACAUGGACGCUGUCAGCAGCAGGGUCUCAGCCCUGGGGCUGGAUGUCACUGUCACCAUCUCCAAGGAUGCUGGCAGGUACCUCUGUGACUUCACCUAUUACACCUCCUUGUACCAGAGCCAUGGGAGGUCAGCAUUUGUCCACGUGCCUCCUCUGGGAAAACCUUAUUCUGCAGAACAGCUGGGCAGGGCCCUGCAGGCCAUCAUAGAGGAAAUGCUGGAUGUUUUGGAGCAUUCUGAAGACAAAAUCAAUUGUCAACAUGAACACUGAGCCUGCCCAGGAGCUCUCCUAGUAUUGCACUUCCUAAAUUUUUUUUUGUUUUUUUUCCCUGCUGCCGAAGUAUUAGGGGAAAAAAAAUGGUUCCAGACCCA